UCGGAUGCUGCCAUCACCCUGAGACGCGAGCGCUCUCCGCGUCAAACGGGCUUAUAACAUGUAGACCCCAGUUUACACUUAUUCAUAUGCGUUUGUAGCUUCUCGACAGACAGCUCCAGAUAACACUAAUGAUGUAAACACAGCGACCCUGCCAUCUCACAAGCUGAUGUAGUAGUUUUAAUGUAAUAAUUUAUACGACAUGUUACAUUGUCAUCUGCAUCACUCAGUUUUCUUCCGCGUAAGAUGAAGUCCUAACAGUCGUCCUCUCCCGCGUGGGUUGCCAGGGUUUUUUCUUUAUUAUAUUUUUAACCUGCGAGCAUCGUCAACUCUUGGAAUAACGAUUACAGAUGGAAUGAUCUAUGUUUUUUCUGUGACGGAUGUGUUUUGAGGAGGUUUCAGUUUACUUCCAUCUCUCUCUCUCUUUUUUUUAAACUCCGGCGUAAAAUGUCCUUGGAGCAUGGCCUGCCCGCGGAGCAUCGUGGCAGCGGGCCAGGAUCAGCAGGAGUAGAGCAGCACAUCGGUCCCUGUGCAGACCCCUGCCUAAGCGACGUCUCUCUUCUCCCCGGACAGCAUGCACCAUGGGAGACAUGGCAAAUAGCUCCGUGCGCUUUCACCCUAACAAUCCCAGGAAGGAUGGAGGAGGGUGUGAGGCUGAUUUUGGGGUGUCUCUGGAGGAGCUGCGAGCCCUGAUGGAACUCCGUGGAGCAGAGGCACUGCAAAAGAUCCAGGACAUCUACAAGGACACUGAGGGACUGUGCCACAGACUGAAAACCUCACCCACAGACGGUCUACCGGACGUUCCUGGCGACCUUGAGACGCGGCAGCAGGUGUUUGGAUGCAACUUCAUACCUCCCAAGAAGCCCAAGACGUUCUUGCAGCUGGUGUGGGAGGCUCUGCAAGACGUGACCCUCAUCAUCCUGGAGAUCGCUGCCGUCAUCUCCCUUGGGCUGUCCUUCUACCAGCCUCCCGAUGGCAAUAGCGAAGCAUGUGCAAAUGUCUCUGGUGGGGUGGAGGACGAGGGUGAAGCUGAGGCAGGCUGGAUAGAGGGUGCUGCUAUCCUGCUGUCUGUGCUGUGUGUCGUGCUGGUCACGGCCUUUAAUGACUGGAGCAAAGAGAAGCAGUUUCGUGGCCUGCAGAGUCGUAUUGAGCAGGAACAGCGCUUUGCUGUGGUCCGCAACGGCACCGUCCUCCAGAUCCCUGUGGCGGACAUGGUAGUGGGCGACGUGGCCCAAGUCAAAUAUGGUGAUCUCCUCCCUGCUGAUGGAGUCCUGAUUCAGGGUAACGACCUGAAGCUUGAUGAGAGCUCCCUCACCGGAGAGUCUGACCAUGUACACAAAGCAGCUGAUAAAGACCCAAUGCUGCUGUCAGGCACCCAUGUCAUGGAGGGUUCGGGGAAAAUGGUGGUGACUGCUGUUGGCAUCAACUCUCAGACUGGCAUCAUCUUCACCCUGCUGGGUGCCGGCGAUAUGGAGGAGGACAAGACCAGCCGGAAGGCUGAGAUCACUAGUAGCUCACCCAUGCAGUUUCCCAACGCGUCUACCAAAGAGUGCAACGUUGUUAAUGGAAAACAAGAUGGCACUUUGGAAAACAAUCCAAACAAAGCAAAGAAGCAGGAUGAAGGUGUUGCCAUGGAGAUGCAGCCUUUGAAGAGCGCUGAGGGGGGCGAUGUGGAGGAGAGAGAGAAGAAGAAAGCCAGUGUGCCCAAGAAAGAGAAGUCAGUCCUCCAGGGCAAGCUCACCAAGCUGGCUGUGCAGAUCGGGAAAGCAGGUCUGGUGAUGUCAGCCAUCACUGUGGUUAUCCUCAUGCUCUACUUUGUAAUCGAGACGUUUGUGAUUGAGGGACGCCUGUGGCUCACGGACUGUACCCCAAUAUACGUGCAGUACUUCGUCAAGUUCUUCAUCAUCGGGGUGACGGUUCUGGUUGUGGCAGUGCCCGAGGGCCUCCCUCUGGCUGUCACUAUCUCCCUGGCCUACUCUGUAAAGAAAAUGAUGAAGGACAACAACCUAGUGCGUCACCUUGACGCCUGUGAGACGAUGGGGAACGCCACGGCCAUCUGCUCGGACAAGACUGGAACGCUGACCACCAACCGCAUGACAGCUGUGCAGAUGUAUGUGGGAGAGCAGCACUUCCAGGAGAUCCCAGCACCACAGCACAUCAACCUCCAUACGCUGGACAUGCUCACCAACGCUAUCUCCCUCAACUCCGCCUACACCUCCAAGAUCAUGGCUGCAGAUAAAGAGGGAGGUUUACCCAAGCAGGUGGGCAAUAAGACCGAGUGUGCUCUGCUGGGCCUGGUUCUGGAUCUGAAGAGGGAUUAUCAGUGUGUAAGAGAGCAGAUCCCUGAAGAAAAGCUCUAUAAGGUGUAUACUUUCAAUUCUGUCCGCAAGUCCAUGAGCACCGUCAUACAGCUACCAGACGGCAGCUUCCGCAUCUAUAGCAAAGGAGCUUCUGAGAUCCUGCUUAAAAAGUGUUGGUCCAUCAUGUCCCGGGAGGGAGUGGCAUGUCCAUUCAGGCCCAGGGACCGAGACGAGAUGGUGAAGAAGGUGAUUGAGCCGAUGGCGUGUGAUGGUCUCCGUACCAUCUGUGUGGCUUACCGAGAUCUUCCUGCCGACCCGGUCCCACCCUGGGAGAAUGAGGCUGAUAUCAUCACCAACCUCACCUGUAUAACAGUCGUUGGCAUCGAAGACCCGGUCCGGCCUGAGGUACCAGAAGCCAUCAGGAAGUGUCAGAGGGCGGGAAUCACUGUACGGAUGGUAACGGGUGACAACAUCAACACGGCGCGUGCCAUUGCUGCCAAGUGUGGCAUCAUCAAUGCUGGAGAUGACUUCCUGUGCAUGGAGGGGAAGGACUUCAACAGACGAAUCAGGAAUGAGAAAGGAGAGGUUGAGCAGGAGCGCAUCGAUAAAAUCUGGCCCAAACUGAGAGUGUUGGCACGCUCUUCUCCCACAGACAAACACACCCUCGUUAAAGGUAUCAUAGAUAGCACCACUGGAGAACAGAGGCAGGUGGUAGCAGUGACGGGUGAUGGCACUAAUGAUGGUCCUGCACUAAAGAAGGCUGACGUGGGCUUCGCCAUGGGCAUUGCUGGGACAGAUGUAGCGAAGGAAGCUUCCGACAUCAUUCUAACAGACGAUAACUUCAGUAGCAUUGUGAAGGCUGUGAUGUGGGGCCGUAACGUGUAUGACAGCAUCUCCAAGUUCCUGCAGUUUCAGCUCACUGUCAAUGUGGUGGCUGUAAUAGUGGCCUUCACUGGAGCGUGUAUCACCCAGGACUCUCCUCUGAAGGCAGUGCAGAUGUUAUGGGUGAAUCUGAUCAUGGACACAUUUGCAUCUCUGGCUCUGGCCACAGAGCCGCCCACGGAGGCCCUGUUGCUAAGGAAACCCUACGGCCGUAACAACCCCCUCAUCUCCAGAACAAUGAUGAAGAACAUUCUUGGACAUGGAGUCUACCAACUCGUCAUCAUCUUCACUCUGCUCUUCAUCGGUGAGAAGAUGUUUGAUAUAGACAGUGGGCGUAAUGCUCCUCUCCACGCCCCGCCCUCGGAACACUACACCAUCAUCUUCAACACCUUCGUGCUUAUGCAACUCUUCAACGAGAUCAACGCACGGAAGAUCCAUGGCGAGAGGAAUGUUUUCAGUGACAUCUUUGCUAACCCUAUCUUCUGCUCUAUUGUGCUUGGGACCUUUUCCAUACAGAUUGUUAUUGUGCAGUUUGGAGGGAAGCCCUUUAGCUGUGCUCCACUGAACAUGGAGCAGUGGCUCUGGUGCUUGUUUGUUGGAGUGGGGGAGCUGCUCUGGGGUCAGUUGAUCUCGUCAGUGCCAACCAGUCAGCUGAAGUGCCUGAAGGAGGCAGGGCAUGGGCCAGCAGCUGAUGAGGUCAUGGAUGAAGAUUUGGCUGAGGAUGAGGAGGAGAUUGACCAUGCAGAGAGGGAACUGAGGCGAGGCCAGAUCCUGUGGUUCAGAGGACUAAACCGCAUUCAGACACAGAUGGAGGUAGUGAGCACCUUCAAGAGAAGUGGUUCGUUUCAGGGGGCAGUGAGACGGCGCUCCUCCGUGCUCAGCCAGCUCCAUGACAUCCGAGUGGUGAAGGCCUUCCGUAGUUCCCUGUAUGACAGCGUGGAAAAAACAAGUUCCCGGAGCUCCAUCCAUGACUUCCAGGCUCACCCUGAGUUCAUCAUCACUGACUCUGGUCACAGCAUUCCUCUCAUUGACGAGACAGAUGUGGACGACGAAUCAGAGUACUACAACCAUAACCACGCCCACACAACUCUUCGUCAUGCUCCUCUUCCUCCCUCCCCCCUGCCACCCCGUUCCCGCUACCCAAACCAUCUCCUCCGACAGCAGAGCCUCCCUGUUACGCUCAACUGUAACAACAACGCAGCCAAGAACUGUGUGCACCUGAGCUCACACACACACACCUGCACUGCCUUGCACUCCUCCCCUUGUCGUCCUAGACUCCUGCACAGCUUUGAGACCUGCCUAUAGACAUCAGAGGUCAUAACCUCUCACCUCUCUCACUGGAGUGGGAAGGAAACAAGCCAGUGACUGGUCUCAGUUAGGAGAGAAAACAACAUUGUUACUUAAGUAUUAAAUCUUAAGCAUGUUCACCGGCAAAAGAAACUUUUGAGUUUGUGUUUGUGAACUUUACCUCCAUAACCAAUGCUUCAAAAGGGACUCACAUCUUCAGAGACAUUCCUUUACUCUGUGAUACGAGCACGCUCUCCCCACAGUCUGCCGGGUUUGCUUUGAUGUUGCACUUGAGACGAGCCUAGACCAGUGACUCUUGACUCCGAUGACUCAUUUUAAAAACAGGACUUCAUAAACAUGUAAAAAUAGUAACUGAUCAUAAUAAUUGUAAUUCAGAAUUAAUUUUACCUUUUAAUUAAUUAUAUUACUGUUCCAAUUCUAUUGUGCUAACAUCUGCUAAAAUUAUUGCAGUUACUAUGACAUUUACUCUAGUUAUGAUGCUUUAUUAAUUAGCUUUAUAUAUUCAUGAUUUUUGUGGGUAUGAUGUGUGACUGUGUGUCUACUGGUAUGUUUGUGUGUGAAUUAUUUGUUUGCCAGUUGUUUGUUUGCUGGUGUUGCUGUUUUUGUUUAUGUGUCCUCGUGGUCUUACAUUCCCUCUCUGCGUCUUUGUGCUUUGAGUGUGUUGUGUAUGUCCUUCUGUAUUGUUAAAACAAUUUUAAAAACGUAUAUUAGUAAUAUAUAUAAAAACAGAGCUUCUGCCCAUGAGGAUCAGUCAGUAUUGGUUAUCAGUGGCAGUAAAGAAUAAUAUAGGAAAAGGUGGAAAUUGGUGUUGAACUGGAUCACAUUUCACUGUGGGGUCCUCAGUUCCAUGAUGAAGGAUGAGAACAGAAAACACAACACAGUCUGGACAAGCCUGACCCUCCAGCGCUUUUCCACAUGAGUGAUCCUGACACUGACUGUAAAUGUUUGCAGGGUAGUUUUAGAGAAAUUCUUUUAUCAUUCUUUGCUUUCCAUGAAACACAUUGUAUAACCAUAAUAUCUGUGUUCAUUGUGAUGUUUAACUGGAAAAGCAUGAUUCAGAGUGAAAUAUAUUUUACAGGAUAAUCAUGGUGGCCAUUUAUUUUCUACUCAAAAGCAAAAUUCAGUAUAUAAAUUCAAUAUAUACACUAAUUGAUCACUUUAUUAAGUAGACUAACCUGUAUCUACAAGCUACCAGUCCUUUUCCACCAGUUCUAUGGAGACAGAAGUUAGUUGAUAGAAGUUUGUUUUGUUUUCUGUACAGUUGGACCAUGUCCCCACUGGCUUCUGUCCUGAAUGUCCUGUGGUCCCAGCAAUGCUACAUUUCUUUUGAGCUAACUAUAACAUGUCAGAUACAGUUUUAGAGUAAAUGUACCUAGUAAAGUGAUGACUUUCCAUUGUCUGCAUGGCCACUAACAGAGCAGAGAUUUAGUACACUCACAUAGUUACAGCAACCCAGCACAAACAUCAUUGUAGAUAAACACAUUUCCAACUUGUGUGUAUAUAUUUAAAAACUGAUUAUGUUAGAUUUGGUUAGAAGCUGGUUUGCUUUGAUCUUAAGUACACAGGCAUUGUUUCUAUAGGAUCUGGUCUCUGCUGUUAACUGGUUUAUUUCACAGGUAGAUCACUGUGCUAGACAUACUAAGGUCAUGCGUUCAAUUCUCAGAGAGCACAUGCCCUGUCAUACUGAUAAAUAUGUAUCUCUGGAUAAGAGUGUCUGCUAAAAGCUGAAAAUAUAACGGAGAUGAAAAAUUAUAGUGGAAAUAAA
Electrophorus electricus (electric eel) is the source of this 6252-nucleotide messenger RNA. RefSeq names its product ATPase plasma membrane Ca2+ transporting 3a (gene atp2b3a). NCBI's taxonomy places the organism in Eukaryota, Metazoa, Chordata, Actinopteri, Gymnotiformes, Gymnotidae. Gene Ontology annotation, biological process: regulation of cytosolic calcium ion concentration; calcium ion transmembrane transport. The record is from RefSeq and is a predicted model, not a curated record. Gene Ontology annotation, cellular component: intracellular membrane-bounded organelle; plasma membrane. Gene Ontology annotation, molecular function: PDZ domain binding; P-type calcium transporter activity; ATP hydrolysis activity.